This is a messenger RNA of Hyaloscypha bicolor E, 1176 nucleotides long. Its product is annotated as DnaJ-domain-containing protein. The coding region runs from base 49 to 972 and encodes 307 amino acids. The transcript has 2 exons. Gene Ontology annotation, molecular function: heat shock protein binding. The record is from RefSeq and is a predicted model, not a curated record. NCBI's taxonomy places the organism in Eukaryota, Fungi, Ascomycota, Leotiomycetes, Helotiales, Hyaloscyphaceae. Gene Ontology annotation, cellular component: cytoplasm; nucleus.
CAACACCUCCAACCUUCAACUCACAUUCCAUCCACAACGCCUCCAAAAAUGCCACGCAGACAAGAGAUUGACCUCGAGGACGAAGAACCGCCGACCGUUGAGCCGUACAAGAUUCUCGGAAUCGAGAAGUCAGCGACUGCAGAUGAGGUGAAGUCAGCGUAUCGCAAGGCUGCGCUGAAGCACCAUCCAGACAAAGCAACCCCCGAAACCAAAGACGAAGCCACCCUCAAAUUCCAAGAAAUCGCCUUCGCCUACGCGGUCCUCUCCGAUCCCGUCCGCCGAAAGCGAUACGACAAGACCGGUUCAACCGCCGAAUCAAUCGACUUCGAAGACUUCAGCUGGAGCGAGUUCUACUCCGAGCAAUUCCGAGAUGUCAUAACCACCGAGUCCAUCGAGACCUUCUCGCAGGCUUACAAAGGCUCGGAUGAGGAGAAAGAUGAUCUGCUCAAUGCGUAUGAGAAGUUCAAGGGUAGUUGGGAAAAGAUUUACGCUACAGUUAUGUUGAGUGAUUGCUUGGAGGAUGAGGAUAGGUUUAGGGGGAUUAUUGAUGCGGCGAUUGAGAAGGGGGAUGUUAAGUCGCAUAAGAGGUACACGGAGGAGACGGCGGAGAAGAGGGAGAGGAGGAUGAAGAAGGCGAGGAGGGAGGCGAAGGAGGCGGAGGAGCAUGCGAAGACUACGAAGGAGAGGAUGAAUGGAAAGAAGGCGGAUGCCGGGAUGGGUGAUUUGGCUGCGUUGAUUCAAAAGAGGCAGGCGGAUAGAGGUGGCUUUUUGGAUCACUUGGAGGCGAAAUACAAGGCUCAGGAGAAGUCGUCGAAGAAGGGGAAGAAAGGCAAGAAGAGAGGUUCUGAUGAGGAUGAGGAUGAGGAUGAUGAAGGAGGAAUGCCAUCGGAAGAGGCAUUCCAGGCUGCUGCUGCAAGACUCAAGAACGGUACCGCUGAGAGUGGUCGGAAGACAAAGAGGACAAAGCAUUGAACUUUGGACUCUCCUUUUAUUCAUGCAUGGCAGGGCGUUGGGGCGGGAUGGAUAUCACGGUUGGCUUCGAGCAGCACAUAGGUUGAUGACUGGGAAAGAAACUGUUGAAUCAACAAAAUCAAGAUGCUCCAUUUUGCUAGCACCACCGAAGCCCCAACAUUGAACGCUUUCUCAAAGCAAGAAGCUUUUCGUCCAAAAUCUGUG